This is a messenger RNA of Cygnus olor (mute swan), 9929 nucleotides long. RefSeq names its product apolipoprotein D (gene APOD). Gene Ontology annotation, biological process: tissue regeneration; lipid transport; brain development. The record is from RefSeq and is a predicted model, not a curated record. The transcript is spliced from 6 exons. Lineage: Eukaryota; Metazoa; Chordata; Aves; Anseriformes; Anatidae. Bases 8436 to 9116 code for a protein of 226 amino acids. Gene Ontology annotation, molecular function: cholesterol binding.
UCGCAAGCCAAGAACUGUCCAAGGCCAUGAAAGGACCUCGUGCCAGAGCCACGGCUGGGAUUUCACAGCACGUGAGCCCGAGCCCCUUCCUCUGCCCCUCUGAGAAGAGCUCAGGUGAGCUGCCAGCACCCGGUCUGAUUUCUGCCUUGGUGGGAGCUCCGAGUGGAUGUCUGGGGGUGAGAGGAGCGGAGUGCAGGCAUGGGAAGAGCAAGUGUCAAAUGUUUCUGUACGAUGACCAAGCAGGUCCCUUCCCAUCCCGAACUUUCUGCAGCUGCUCAGUGUCCAGAGAAAACUUGUUUGUGAAAUCCGUUCCCUGAGGCAGCUAAACCCUUGUUUUGUGCUGUAGUGUUGUGUUUGUGCAGACAUUGAGGGCAGAUCGUUGUCUUGCUGAUGAAUAACAGAGGGAAGAAAAUUCCAUUUAGAGUGACCUCCAAAGCUGGAGGACAGAGGAGUCGGAAGAAAGCUCAGUGGAAAUCCUGUGGAAGUCCAUGCUUGUUGCUGACGUGGUGUCCUGUGAGGAGUUAGGCUGCCAGAGGUGCCUGUGGCUUUCCUUUCAGGGGCAAGCUGCCCAGACCGUGGUGGUGUUGUACCUUUUUCUGCACAUUCCUUAUGAUGCUUUGGAAGAUGGCCAAAGUACAGUUCCUUGAUACAUCCUUCAGCUUUUGCAAAAUGUUUCUGUUUUUCUGUUCAAAUCAGGAUGGUUCUCUGUGAUAACUCUGGGAGUCAAGAAGUCGUCCUCUGUGUGGUGUUUGCUCCGGUCUAGCUUAACAGCAAGGAGACUCCUGGGGCCCCCCAAGUGAGCGCUGUGAACCUGUCUGGGUACUCCAAAUAGCUCCAGGUUCUCUUUGUAUCGACCACAAAACAAGUCCCAAAACAGUGAGCAGUCCCAGUGAGUGUCCCUGACGUCAUGGCACCUGUGGUUCUUGGCUGACACCCAGCUUGAAACCUCCACUAGCAGCAAAGGGAGAGAGAGAAUUUAGAAGACAAAGUUUAUUGCAGGUGGAAUACAUAAAGAUCAUCUACGAAAGUCAAGAGGAAGCAGAAGGCUCUUCUAAGCUGCAAGAGCUGCAGAGGAAGUGGUUCGUCUCAGGCAGGGGCAAGAAGUUGCUAUAGAGAUCCCUCGUUGAUAGUCUUGUAUGUCCUUACCUGUACGCUGAGCUGCACAGCAAGUAAGACUGUAUGCUUCUUCCUCUGGGCUCCAGGAGUCUUUACCACUGCUGCAGGUGGGUGACGUCCUAGGUUUGCUGUUCUCAUAUGGCUGAAAGAGCUCAAACUGUUUCAGAAUCAGUCAGGAGGUGAACUAUACCAAAAGUGAGAUGUGUUGUGUUGGAUAUGCCCUGCAGUCUGCUUGACUGAGGGAAAAACAGCAUUUGGAGAAGAAAUUCGUUUGGUCUGACGAGGAGAUGAGGCUCAGGGUAUCGGGUGCAGAAGCUGGAAAUGCACGUGCCAUCCUACCCACCACUUCUGCUAGCUGGAGCCAUGGGUUUAAACCACCAUGCAGAAAUUCAGCUGGAUUUCUUUUCCUUGAAAAGAAAUCAAAGAAAAUCAGCAUUAUCAGCUGGAAAACAACAACAAAAAAAAGUAAUAUGUCAAAUGAAGAUUAGAAAGCUGUACUGAAAAUCUCUACAACAGGCACCACGCGUGAGUAAGGCUGCUGAAUCCCUGCAUUGAUCGAUGCUGGCUCAGCUGCACCCAGCUCUGCAACAGUGCCACCCAGUGCACCUGAAGUGGGAGACUUGCUUCGCAUUUUGCAAACUUUAAGACCUAGGAAACACGGAAUGGUUUCAUCUUCCUGGCCUGGAGGCUGCCCCAAACACAGUGAUGCUGUGUAAACAGGAACACGGCAACAGCAGCCCCUGUCUUUCUGGCUGGUGUUUCAAAAGGUGAGUUUUCAGCUUCUUAUGCGACCACAAUGCCGAGAAAUGCCUUAGAAACAAACUCAAACCAAUACCAGCAAGUUUCUCAGCCGGCAACUUGAGUAAUGGGGAUGGGAGAAAUGCUACAAAUAGCAUGAGAAUUUGUAACAGAGCCAGCUCCACCUCCAGGGCCUGGCCUGGAGCCAGCCAGAGUUAAUUCAUUCCUAGUGGAGCUGGGAGCCUGAGGGUACUGCUGAUACAGCCAUAUUGUGUUCUCCCCUAGCACUUGUUCAGGGAGGUAGCAGAGCUGAGGCUUCACCUAAAAAUAAUGGUGUGAAAUAGUAGUUUUGCCCUGACAGGAGCUUACCAAGAGGCACAAAGCUGUGUGAUCUUCAGCAUGCAGUGCCUUCUUGUGCAGCAUCUCUAUAGCAAAAAGCAGCUCUUCACAUCGCGUCAGGAUGACUGCACCACUGAGCUGUGCUGCGAGCACAGCCCCAGCUCCAGGCACGUGUGGUGUGGGCUGGCCGACAGCGGCGCCUCGCUGGGGCAGGGGGCAGCUCUGGGCACGGGGCUUGGCCAAGCCUGCGAUCCAUGUGGUUAUCACGUCCAUUAUACAGCGAACACGCAGCAAUUCACUUCCCUCGGGGUGGUUUAAUUCCUCUCUCUGAGGGUGGUUUGCCUCCCAGUCCUUACUGCAAGCAGAGCAGUAACAGAGCAGCCUCUGCCCAGCCCACUACCUGUGGAUUUGCAGUACUGCUUUCCAGCCACAAAGCUGUCCACCACCAAAACCAGGUGCUUUGUGCCAGGUGCUUUGGCCCCUUGUCUGUACGGUUUCUGUCAUGCAGGAGCUGGCAGGUGAUAUGUAGAGCACUGCAGUUACCCUGUCCUCACCACCACACAGCCAGAGAGCUCUGGUGACUGAAAUUGAAGAAAAUCUCUGCUUUGAUUGUAGAGCGAGCCUUUGGGGAAGUAAUCAGGUAAGAGCUGUUUUGGUUUAGUGCUGUAAUGUGAAGACUUUUGUAGCGCUGUAACAAAGACUUCUGUCUAGCUCCAGCAGUUCUGCUCCUGGCACUGCCGCUGGCUUGCGAAGCUCUGAACAGCUCACUCGGCCUGUGCUGAGCUCCCUCGCCACCUGCACCACCUCUGCCACUAUCCUGGAAGUGUGCUGGAAAGUGGAAAAACAACAAGUAGGUACUGCACUGCAUAGCUGUUGGUUGACUCGUUUUGUUGUUGGGACCAAUGUCAGAAUAAGUGUUACCUCUCCCCAUUUCUAUAGGCUGAAUUACUUUUGGUUGUAGAAUAAAAAAUACGGCAGCAGCCUUCCGCGUGAAGGCUGCUGCAAGGGACUUAUAAAGUCCUCUCAACAUGUAUAGCCUGGGGCAGGAAGGUGCCAGGCUGAGGGCAGACAUUAGCACUGCUGAGCUGCUUUUAACCUGGCCCCGAGGUUAACCAUUGCCCCACAGGCACGUGCUCAGUGACCCUGAACGGCAGCCUGGGGGAAGCUUUGCAUCGUCUCCUGCUGCCUAAGUGCUGCCAGAGCAAUCACGCCGCCUCCUGGGGUCAGGUGCUGCACGAGAACUCAUUUUCCUGGUGAGACUUUAACCAGUCUCCAUGGCAAUCAGUCAGCAGGCUGCCAGCACCCCGCGUCCUUGCCUCUCCUUCCUGCUUGCUGGCUGCCCAGGGGUGCUCAGGCAUUGGGUGCACAGCACAGCACCUUCCCUGUGCAUGUCUAGGCCCUUUUUGCUCUCCUCUGGUGCUUUUCCAGCCCCUGAGCCACGCAUGAGCUGCCUGCUUCCUUCAGGAGGAGCAGGACCCCCCAGCGGGAGCAGGCAAGGGAGGUGGCUGCCAGCACAGGCACUCAGGAGCUUGAAACCGAUCCCAGGUUGUUCACCCCAUCCCUGGGAAGUUCCUGAGAUGCUCCUGUACCUCUGUCCUGGCUUAGGAAGCUUUUGCUCUGUUCCAUGGAUAACAACUAUUUUGUAAGAAUAAUCAUGGCAGGGAAUGAAAUUAUGACGUGUUUUUGGAAAAAUUCAGAGUAAUUGGAUAAAGCAUCCAUUGCCUCACUCCAAGUCUUUGUACUGAAAUACAGGCCUGGCUCGUGUCCCUGGGGGUGGAGCACAGAUAAAAGCAUCUUUAAUGCUGUCUGAAUUAAUUACUCCUAAAAUCUCCUAACUCGUUUGAUUGAAACUUGCUGUGAAAGGUCUCUCUGUGCCAUUUCAAAGUGUAACUAUGUAUUGAAACGCAGUCAGAGCACCAACCGCUGAAUUUAUGUUAUUUAUUUUCAGUAUAACAUAAACUCCAUCCUAGCAAACACUUAGCCCUGUGUUUCACUGUAAGGCAUGCGUGCUCUGGCGUCGUGGCCUCAGUGCAGCUAUUCAUGGGCAAAGCCAAUGCCUAGGCUGCUGUCUUUAUGACAUGUGCUUUCAGCAUGUGCUGAAAGAUGUGACUUGGCCUUUCUGAAAAGGGGCUCUUAAAAUUCUCUACCCACAUGCUAUAAACCUGUAUCAUGAGGAACUCGUGGGUUGUAUAUAGGUUACAGAAAAUGUAAUUGUGUAACUGCGUUAAUGCAUUCCUGAGCUAAGGUGCUGAAAUAUGUGCUAGCUGCAGAAAAUAGUGCUGGGGGGGUUAACUAGCCGUGCUUGGGCACCUCCUGGACAGCCCCAGCAAUGCUGCGAGCAGGUCCUUGUGCCUCCCCAGGGAGAACAGAAGGUCCCCCUGCAGGAGCAGCUCUCUAAGUGUGCUUAAUGACAUUUUUUUAAAGCAUUUGGAAAAUGUUUCAGUAUGCUGGGGACCACUUAAGGACUGCAAAAAAAGCAUUAUGAACACAGGAAUAAAAGCCCCAGGGGCUGGGUGGGGUAUCCGGGGUGAGCCCUGGGCUGCUCGCGCUGCCUGGCUCGGGGCGCCCCAGGGUGGCAGCACCCCGGGUGGCAGCACCCUGGGCUGAGCCGUGGCACUCGCAGCCAGCGGCACUCCCAGCACGGCUGUGGGGCCGGUGUCACAGCCCUGUCCUGCGGAGGUGCUACUCUGCCCCCUUCUGCUGCGCCUUUCUGCUUGCUCUUCUCUGCGAGAGCAAAGCCAGGCUGAACGCACGGCGUGCCUGGUACCUAGUGUAAGAGGUGAUAAUCAAAACAAACAAAAAAAAGGGACCUUAUUUAUCAGUGUACAGUUGACCUUAGUGCAGGACACUUCUGAGACUUGCUGCAAAGCUGGGAUCAAGCACUGUCCGAGCUCUGGUUUUUAGGGUGAGCACAUCCCCGGGGUGAAGUGCCGCCGGACCAAAGUUUUAUUGCUGAUCCAGCUCUGGCUCUGCGAUGUAGUCCUGAAUGCAGAGACUUGUCCCACUCUGUUUUUUACCUCCCUGAGCUUAUUUUUCUUUGUUCUAUUUCAUUUUUCUCUGCUUUCAGACAGGUGGGGACCCCACUGGCUUCUCUCCCCAGGGACUUGUCCUUCCAGACCUCAGCAGAGGUACAGACCAGGCAGGGGAGCCUUCCUCAGAGCCCUGCCACAAAGCCUGUUCUUCAAGGAUUGUCCCUCAAAUAACAAUGUUUUGUUUAGCUUUACAACUUCUUAAGUCCCUCUCUUUAGUUUCUCGUGUUUUGAAUAUAUAAUUGGAUAAUUUCCAGGGUGGAGAACUACUCACUAAUUGUAUACAGGUGGAUCACGACAUCUUUCGUGCACUUGCUUGGACUGAGUUCCCACAGCCCCGGAGGCCAGUUCACGCUUCCAGAGCUUGUCUACUUCAUUUGGUACCAUAACUGUACUUGGAAAUUCUGCACUGUUUUGCACAAACAGAUUUCAAAGCACAUUCUGCCACUCCUAGAAACAGAAGAAAAUUCCCACCUGCCCUCCCUUUCUCUGCCUUUUCCCCUGCGGGCUCAUUUUUGUCUCUAUACACGUUUCAGCCUGUUUGGCCUUCCCAAAGCCACGUUUCCUUUAGAGGAGGCAGAAAAAAACAACCAAAACAAACUUGCAGGAGAAAAGGCAGAGAAAGGGAGGGAAGGCAUCUUCUGUACGGGGAAGAGCUGUCCACUCAGUAUGGCCUCGGACUUGGGAUGUCCCUGCCCUGGCACCGCAGGUCCCGCAGAGAGGCCCCAGCACUGGGGCACGGGAGGCAGGGCCCUGAGGCCAGGCCUGUCACAGCACGGCCACGCGUGGCAGCUCUGCAGCCCCCACACGGUCGGGUUGCUCAGGCCCCAUCGGGAGAUGAAGGCUCCUCGUGGGGCCAGCCCUGGGCGGGCAGCUCCCCAGGCAGGAGCUGGCGGUGUCCCACGGGCAGAGGCUGGGCCCGGAGCCCCAGGGCCCCACAGGGCCUCCACCAGAGGCUCUUCUGGCUGGUGUGAGCCUGAGCAUUUUCUAGGCUGUCCUGAUCGGAUCCCAUCACAGGGCUGAGAUGCUGGUGUUGCCGAAAACCCCAGGUCUGUUCCACCAACCUGCUGCAACAGCACCCCAGGAGCUGCCUGCCGCAAGCCUGGCCCCAUGCAACCCCACGUCCACCACGGCCUCUGCUCCCGGAGGAGCGCUUCCACCUGAAGCUUACAACCAACACCAUGAUACAUACGGCAUGGUGCUCUCCAGGUACGUGGGGGAGGUGGACGGAGGAGAUGGCAUUUUGAAGGAGGAGACACCCCCCAAGAAGUUCAGGUGCCCGCUGCCACCACAGGCUUCUCUGUGGCCCAGCUGGCAGCCCCGUGGUGAGGAGCAGGCAGCAGCCCUGGUGGGGUGCUGGGGGACACGGUGUGAUGAGACAGCCUGUCCCUCGGGGUCAGGUCCCCUGGCCUGGCCAGCUAAAGCUUCUCCAUCGCAUAGAUGCCAGGAGCUGGUUUCAGGGUGGUGUGGGGUGCGUGAUGGGACAACCUCAGCUCCACACGAAGCGGGGUCACCUGCAGACGGAGCUUCAGGGGUGGUGUGGAGUGUCCUACCCGGCCCUCAGCUGGCUGGGUUUUGUCUGCAGCUCCGGCUUAUGGCAACAAGGGUUUCCCUUGCUGCACCCACUCCUGCCUCCCCUUGCGCCCACGCACCCCACACCCGCCUCGCCCCCUGAGCCUGCCCCGCUCCACCCUCCCCUCUGCUCCUGCCCUGCAGCUGCUUCGUCACCCAGAAAUGCGGGGGAGGCUUCAUUCCUGCGCGAAGCGCUCGGAGCGUGUCUCCUGCUCCCCCCUUGCCUGGUUUCCCCCGGCUUCUCCUCCUUCCUGUCCUCCCACCCCUGCUCCAGCUUCCUGCCCUUUGAUGUGCCUCCGCUCCUUUGCUCCCGGGCAGGCGCCGCCUGCCAGGUGGAGGUGAGCCCUCCCCACCCCACAAUUAGCUGUGAUCCGAAGGUUCAGCUUUUCCCUGACCCCUUGCUCUGUGUGGCCGGGCUCACAGCACCACCAUGGCCAGCAGAGCCCAGAAAUGUGCCCCUCGAGAUGGUGGCACCAGCCCCAGGCAGGUCCCAGCAGCCAGGGCUCUGCUUCGAGGCACCCGGGGCUGCCCUGGCCCGUCCCUCCAUUGAUGGCCUUUUUCAGGGGGGGACAUUGGCUCCUGGGGCAUCGUUUGGGCAGCCAGGGGCUCCUGAGCAUGUGUGCGUAUGUGUGAGGAGGGCACAUGGUGCAUGUAAGAGCACACAUGGAGUGAAAGUCUCAGCAGAGAUAAGAUUUUAAAAAAUGUAAUUGAAGGCACGGAGCAUCCUGCCUGUUACUCAACUCUGCUUGCAUAACCCCCGGGACCGGCAGCGUUCACAGAUGACUGCGCCGCUGUCAAAAUCAUUUGGUGGGCACUUGUUGGAAAAACUGUCAGGUCAGCGCGGAACUAAUUGCACAGGCAUCUUUCACUAAUAAUGAGAUUUAAAAAUCUAGAAAAAUACCUGCCAAAUACUUUGGAGCUCUCCGGAUGAGCCUGCGAUGCCUCUCGGUGCUCAAUCCUCCCCGUGUACCGGGGCUGACUGGGAUGGGGACGGUUCGGAGCCUGCCAUGAACACGCAUUACAGGCCACGUGCCAUCGCCCAUGUCACCUAACAAAACUCAUGCUGUGACAGUCCUCCUGGCAAGGUGGCCUGGUAGGUGUGGAGGAGCCAGCGUUCCCCCUCCUGGCAGGAGUUUCACCCUGGUGCUGGUCCCCCUGCUGCAUCCCCUGGGAUGCUGGUGUGUCCCUGAGCGUGCUGCCGCUGCCCCGAGCAUCUGCAGGGACUUGGAGCCCCCAGACCAGGCUCUGCGUGGGGCAGGGGGUCACACAUCGCCCCUGGGAGCACGGCGGUGGCUGCUCGUGGGCCAGAGGGAGCAGGACAGGAGCUGCUGCUGCUUUCUCAGGGGCUGCAGUCCUUCUCCUCUCCCUGCCAUCCGCACCCAGGGCUGCGGCGAGGGCUGCUCCUGGGCGCUGCGGGCGGCUGGGCAGCAGGGAGCUGAGCAGCUGGGGAGCUGAGCACAGACACACGGGGCGCCUUUGUUUGCCUGGGUGAGCAGCCAAGUUGCAGCCCAUCUCCGGCUUCGUACCAGCUGCAGAUCUAAAGCAGCUGACCGGCCCUCCAAAAAAACAAAACACGUCUAGGACCAGGGAGUGGCUUGCGCUGGUGCUGAAUAAUGAUGGUCCUGGCACGCUUAUAAAGCCAUGAGGCGGAGAGCUCGCUACAGAGCUGAUCCUGGCAGCCCUGGCCCUCCGCAGAGCAUCGCUGCACCUCAUCAGCCAAGGUCCGUUUCCCACCUGCAUCCCGGCACAACCAUGCUGGGCACGGCAGCGCGGCUCUCAGUCCUGCUCGGUCUCCUCGGCUUCGGGAACGGGCAGAUGUUUCACAUGGGGCCGUGCCCAGACCCCCCCGUGCAGGAGGACUUCGAUAUCUCCAAGUAUUUGGGAAAAUGGUACGAGAUAGAAAAGCUGCCCUCGAAUUUCGAGAAAGGAAGCUGCAUCCAGGCAAAUUACUCGCUGAAGGAGAACGGGAAGUUUAAAGUGAUCAACAAGGAGCUGCUUUCCAGUGGCAAAGUUAACGAAGUUGAAGGAGAAAUCAUGCACACGGAUGUGAAGGAGCCGGCCAAGCUCAGUGUCCGCUUCAACUGGUUCAUGCCUUCUGCCCCUUACUGGGUAAUCUCCACCGACUACGAAAACUAUUCGCUGGUGUACUCCUGCACGAACAUCCUCUGGCUCUUCCAUGUUGACUACGCCUGGAUUAUGUCAAGAGCUCCCGACAUGCACCCGGAGACUGUGGAGCACCUGAAGAGCGUCCUCCAGUCCUACAAGAUCGACACUGAGAAAAUGAUGCCCACGGAUCAGCUUAACUGCCCCGCUGACAUGUAACUCCCGGCACGCAGCCACACAGCACCAGACGAGCUAUGAACUUUGUUGCUUUUGUUAUUAGCCAUUAGAUUUCUCUUUGUAACAGAGAAAUGCAAUAAUCCCUUUGCUAAUGGUAGUUUGCCAGCCCUGAGUCACUCCGUGCUGUUGUUCCCUCUGUUGCUGUUCCCUGUUUCAUCUCACUCUGCCUGAUUUUGGCAGGGUGGCUGAUUCAAAGCUGAUGGGUGCAGAAAAGAAACCCUGACGUGCAGGCGUGAAGCUCUGCUGUUGCUUCAAAUCCUCCAGCAUGGGGACGCAGAAAGUUAUGAGCUGCUAUGUGCAAACGUUAGCCCCAGGGGGAACCAUGCACCCACAACUUGUUUUGAUGCUUCUGGGCCUGCUGGGAGCACAGGGUGUCUGAGCACAUGGGGUCGGUGCUGCAGCCUGGGGCUGGGCGUUUCGAGCGCAUUUUCUGGUGCGGGGCAGUAGGUGGAAGCUACUGCCAAGUCAGUAGAUCUACUUGCUAGGGUUCGGGUCUGGCCUUUUUAAAGUCUGAGAAGUCUGAAAAUGUCCAGAAAAACAGCAUUGCUCCAUCCCUGGUGUCUGUACAUGUCUUCCUGUGCUCCUAGCGAGGCUGGUCCUGCACUACGAGAGCUCCGAGUAUACCCGUAAGCAGACAGAAAGAGUGGGGGCUGCUUGCUUGGCCUCUGCUCCCGAGGCUUUCCCCUGCUCACUGCCUCCUGUGCGCCCACUGGCUCUACCCUUGCCCUGCCAGGGGCUCUGCUACAGCUCUGCUCACAUAGCACUGAUGCAACUCAUUAAAACAAAAUCCAAACA